Molecule: messenger RNA, 1656 nt
Organism: Phodopus roborovskii (desert hamster)
Lineage: Eukaryota; Metazoa; Chordata; Mammalia; Rodentia; Cricetidae
Gene: Cd1d
Product: CD1d molecule
Exons: 6
Coding region: 50-1051 (333 amino acids)
Biological process (GO): positive regulation of T cell mediated cytotoxicity; antigen processing and presentation, exogenous lipid antigen via MHC class Ib; antigen processing and presentation, endogenous lipid antigen via MHC class Ib
Cellular component (GO): external side of plasma membrane
Molecular function (GO): exogenous lipid antigen binding; lipopeptide binding; endogenous lipid antigen binding
Source: RefSeq, a predicted model, not a curated record
AAAAGUCCGAGCCUCCGGCUGUGUAGCGACUCCUUAGAGCUAUCGCGCUAUGCGGUACCUACAGUGCCUGUUGCUUUGGGUGUUCCCAAGGGUCUGGGGACAAUCGGAAGACCAGCUAAAGAAUUUCCCGUUCCGCUGCCUGCAGAUCUCUUCCUUCCCAAACAGUAGCUGCUCACGCACAGAUGGCUUGGCCUGGCUAGGGGAUGUGCAAACACACCGUUGGAGUAAUGCCUCUACCAUUAGCUUCCUGAAGCCGUGGUCCAAGGGCAAACUCAGCGACCAACAGUGGGAGAACUUGCAGCUUGUAUUUCAAGUUUAUCGAACCAGCUUUACCAGGGAUGUACAGGAAUUAGUCAAAAUGUUGCCUAUCAUACACUAUCCCAUUGAGAUGCAGUUGUCUGCUGGGUGUGAAGUGCACUCUGGGAACGCUUCGGAAAACUUUUUCAAUGUAGCAUUCCAAGGAAAACAUAUCCUGAGUUUUCAGGGAACAUCCUUUCAGAAGGCCCCAGACGCGCCGCCUUGGACAGAGGUGGCCAUUAAAGUGCUCAACAAUGAUCAAGGGACCAGGGAAACUAUCCAGCAGCUUCUGAACCACACCUGCCCCCAGCUUGUCCUUGGCCUGUUAGAAGCAGGGAAAGCAGAACUGGAGAAGCAAGAGAAGCCUGUGGCCUGGUUGUCCAGGGGCGUCAGCCCUAGUCAUGGCCAUUCGCAGUUGGUGUGUCAUGUCUACGGCUUCUACCCAAAGCCUGUGUGGGUGAUGUGGAUGCAGGAUGAGCAGGAGCAGAAUAGUACUCAGAGAGGUGAUAUCCUACCCAACGCUGAUGGGACAUGGUAUCUCCAAGCAACCCUGGUUGUGGAGACUGGAAAUGAGGCUGGCCUUGCCUGCUGGGUGAAACACAGCAGUCUAGAAGGGAAGGACAUCAUCCUCUAUUGGGGUGGCAGAUAUUCAACUUUGGGUCUUAUCCUAGGAGUACUUGCAGCACUAGUAGUUUUUGUGCCCUGUUUUGUGUUCCUCUACAGGAAGCGCUGCUCCUAUCAAGACAUCUUGUAGCCCUCCUUACACCUGCCUUUCCUGAGACUCAGACCCUCGGCUUCUAGGACUUCAGUCCCGGUCAGCUCAGGAAGAAGUGAAGAGCAAACAAAGACCCUUUCAACGUGUAUUUAAAAGAAAAUGAUUCGGUUUUUAUUAUGCUGAAAGUUUAUAAGCCCAGGUGGCUUGGAACAAACAUGAUUGCAGAUGCACAUACCUACCAAGAAUGAGCUGUGGGCAGUAUUUUAUGGGAUUUGCAUUGAACUGGAAAGCACAGGCUGUACCCAAACAGAUGCUUCAGGAUUUGUUGACAAGCCAACAUGGCUCAACUCUGCAGUUUUCAUCAAAACUAGAAAUACAGAUUUCUGGGGGUGACAUACAGAUUUUAAAAAGUAAGCUCAAAUGUUUGCAAAUAUUGGCACAGUUUGAUAUCUUAGAUCCACACCUGAUGGAUGUGGAUAUAAUGACAAUCCCAGGGCUUCCAGUUUGUGGCUCUUAAAAAAAAAAAUGUUUAUCCUAAAUGCCACAAUGAUAAUUUUAGGACAUAGUCUCUAUUGUAAAUAUGCACUGAUGACUGAAGAGUGUAUUCUCUUUAAAAUAAAAUUAGGAGGUCUCCUGAGGUUUUA